This is a messenger RNA of Cydia pomonella (codling moth), 5030 nucleotides long. Its product is annotated as bumetanide-sensitive sodium-(potassium)-chloride cotransporter-like. Lineage: Eukaryota; Metazoa; Arthropoda; Insecta; Lepidoptera; Tortricidae. Gene Ontology annotation, biological process: potassium ion homeostasis; sodium ion homeostasis; chloride ion homeostasis. The record is from RefSeq and is a predicted model, not a curated record. Gene Ontology annotation, molecular function: sodium:potassium:chloride symporter activity. The transcript is spliced from 20 exons. Gene Ontology annotation, cellular component: membrane.
ACAAAUAUCGUUUCCAAGACUUACGAGUAGGUACCGAGAGCAACAUAAUAAUAAGCAUAACAAUGUGAAAGAAAAACAAAUAGUCUACUUAUAGACUUAUUUUAUAAAGUUAAAAAUAUUUCAAUAUUUCGAAAUGUCUGAUAAUCAUAGCGCAGACGGCGAAACAAGUUGUAAGUACUCAGAUCGAAUAAAUAUCUUUACUUAUUUCUUUAUACCUUUUAAAUAAAAUGAACAAGGUUCUCACUUGAGAAAAGAAGAAAAGUUUAGGGGCAUGAGUUCGGUUUUUAAGCAACUUGAAACUCGGGAUGAAAAUGAACUUGAGCAUUCACAAUGUGUAAGUACCUGACCUACGUGAUGUUUGGUUCGAAAAUUGCAAGCAUUAUUUAAUAACUUUCUUAAUUGUAAUUUACAUGUUGUUUAAUAUCACAGACCGCCAAGAUAAAUUAUUGAUAGUACUCGUUCCUCGUACAGUAUUAAGGUACUUUCACUCGUGUUGCACAUAAACAGAAUUAUUGAAUAAAUGAAAGCGGUAGAUCGAUAUCUACUUAUAUUGUAGGUAUGUUGAGGGAAAAUUCAGUAAAAAAUUAAAAAUGAAAUUUAAUAUUAAUACCAUCACGAACGUUUGUUAACUUUAAGUUACAAUAUGUUGCGUAAAUAAUCUGUAAAAGCAUGAAAUGUUAAAUUUAAUAAAAAACAAUAUCAUCACGAAAAUAAAACUAAAAGGUUUUGUAUGCCUUUGUUAUCUUUUAUAUUUUUCUGAUUAAGUUAGGAGCAGAAUUAUUUUUUUACUCUACCGCGAGAAUUGCACUUAUCAAACAAUUCUUUAAAUGUUUAUAUGUAAUCUGAUUAUCAGUUACCUAUCGCUCAAAACUAACUUUCCGAGGAUGUGUAGUGCAUAUGUACCUUUAGGACGGUCUGACAAAUGAUCGAUUGUUCCGCACCCAUCUUAAGAAGACCCCACGUAUUCUGAAAACGAACAUCAAGUCUGCACAACAAGGAUACCCAUCGGGUCUGGCUGGACCGGGCGGCAGCCGCCUGAAGCCGCCGGGCGUCGCCUCGAGCCAGUUGUAUCGUGUUCUACGCAAGUGUAGUCGUUAAUUACUACCAGCUAAUUCGAAUGAAUUGAAACGGUUCACCGUUUCGCGCGGAACUUGUGGAAAGCCGUUUAGGGUAAUGGAAGUAAAACUGCUGCAUGAUAAAAAUACAAUACGUGAAAACUCGACUCGCAAUGUUUCAAGAAGUUCAGCGUGCUAUCAUGUGCAAAAGAUAAGAAAGAAACAAGAUAUUCCGAUAGAAGAAAGAAUAAAAAAGGGGGUUAGAGUAAAAUGGUCGCGAUCACAACAGCCAAACGAACCUCAGGGAUCCACGGUGUCGCUGGAACCCACUCCCGAGCUGACUACCUAUGGAGGAAUCAAGUUAGGAUGGAUCCAGGGCGUACUGAUCCCAUGCUUGCUGAAUAUCUGGGGCGUCAUGCUCUUCCUCCGCAUCUCCUGGAUCGUGGGCCAGGCUGGGACCAUGGUCACCAUGGCGAUUAUCCUGGUCUCUGGCGUCGUGUGCGUCAUCACAACGCUCUCACUCAGUGCUAUAUGCACGAAUGGACUAUUGAAAGGAGGAGGCGUGUAUUACCUCGUGUCGCGUUCCCUCGGCGCGGAGCUCGGCGCGUCCGUCGGCGUGAUAUUCGCGUUCGCCAACGCCGUCGCCGCCAGUAUGAACACCAUCGGCUUCUGCGACUCGCUCAACGACCUGCUGAGAGCGCACGGCCUCAAGAUCAUCGACAACAGCGUCAACGACACGAGGAUCGUCGGCGCCAUCGCUCUGUUGGUUAUGUGUCUCAUAUGCGCUAUCGGAAUGGACUGGGAGACAAAAACGCAGAACUUUUUAAUCGCAGUUAUCGUCUUAGCGAUCUUCAACUACGUCAUAGGGGUCGCCAAGGGACCUGCGAACGACACUGAAAUCGCCCGGGGCUUCGUAGGAGUAAACGCGGACACGAUGAAGCAGAACGCAAUGCCAGAUUUCCGCUUCAGUGAAGGCGUCCACCACGACGUGUUCACCGUGUUCGCGAUGUACUUCCCCGCCGUCACCGGCGUGCAGGCCGGCGCUAACAUUUGUGGGGACUUGAGGGAUCCUGCCUCCGCCAUCCCAAAAGGCACAUUACUGGCGCUUUUAAUAUCCAUGUCGUCCUACGCGCUAAUCGCAUUGCUCUGCGGUGCUGGCGCCCUACGCGACGCCAGCGGCGACGUCAAGAACCUCACUCAUGCUGUGUUGUCCGCCUGCACUCCUAAGUGCGAUUAUGGCCUGCACCAUGAUUAUGAAGUAAUGCAACUAAUGUCCUGGUGGGCGCCCCUGAUCUACGGCGGGUGCUGGGCGGCGACGCUGUCCACCGCUCUGACCAACCUGCUGUCAGUCCCGCGGCUGAUCCAGGCGCUGGGCGUCGACCGCAUCUACCCUGGCCUCAUCUUCUUCUCGAAACCCUAUGGCAAGCACGGCGAGCCCUAUCGAGGAUACGUGCUCACCUUCUUUGUGUCACUGCUGUUUUUGCUCAUCGCCGACCUGAACACCAUCGCCCCACUGAUCUCCAACUUCUACCUGGCCUCGUACGCGCUCAUCAACUUUUGCACCUUUCACGCGGCCUUCAUUCACCACAUCAGCUGGCGGCCCACUUUUCGGUUUUACAACAUGUGGGUGUCGCUGCUGGGCACGGUGCUUUGCUGCGCCAUUAUGGUGCUGCUGAGCUGGUCUAUGGCCAUGACCACGGUGCUAGUUUUCCUCGUGCUAUACCUGAUCGUGCACUACAGGAAACCCGACGCAGACUGGGGCAGCAGCACGGAGGCCCAGCGCUAUAUUGACAUGGUGCAGUCGCUGCUGGAAAUCAACCAAAAACACAGGUAAGUCCAAUCGUACAACCCGCAAGUCCUGGUGCUAUCCGGGCCAGCGGGGCGACGGCCAGCGCUGAUACAAGUAGCCGGCCUCAUCACUGGCGGCACUUUUAGUCUGCUGGCGGAGCUCCAUGAGUACAGGUUAUCCUCGGCGGAUCGUGAAGCACGCAUCGCGUCAUCCUACCGAUGGCUGCGCGCAAUGAACAUACGCGGGUUCGUCACGCUGAUGGACGACAGCAAGUUCGAGACCGGAGUCCGAGCGCUGCUCCAGGCCUCUGGGCUUGGAGGCCUCGCACCCAACAUCGUGCUGCUCGGGUAUAAGUACGACUGGACGCAGGCGAGCAAUACAGAGGUCUAUGUCAGGGUUGUACGGCUAGCCUUCGAGCAUAAGCUUGGUGUGACGAUCCUCCGCACGCCGGCCGAGCACCGCGCCAGCGAGAGCGUGCGCCUUGAACCCACCAGUUCAUCGUCUCUUACGCGGCCCAGCAUGAGGGAGAUCCAAGAGCUCAUGUACCAGGACUCUGACUUCUCCUUCGUCGAUACAUUGCAUGAAACAAGUACCUAUUUACUUUUCAAGUUUACGAAUCUUUCUUUAGAGUAUUCCAAACAAACAAAGGUAUUAUUUCAAAUGGAAUGGAAAAAAACAUCGAGGUACAAUAAGUAUAGAGAUGAAAUGGUAGAGCCGGCAGAUGACCGAACGAGAUGCUCUUAUGGAACUUUCAGUAGGAGUAGCAGAGAAAGUGCUAUGAUUGUUUUUUCAGUAAAAAGAGAAUCGACCCAUGGUAAGGAUCUGAAGACCCCAAGCGACUCAUUUAAAAUCCUUGAAGCAGAGAGUUACAUGACGCCGCUGUCUGCUUCCGGACCCUAUAAACCCAUGCAACUUCAACAAGGAAUGUUGGACGCGUGGUGGCUAUACGACGACGGCGGGCUGAAUAUCUUGCUGCCGUACAUCAUCGCGACCCGCGGGGCGCACGCGCCGGUCCAACUGCGUAUUCUAGCGCUCACCCGGCACACCCGCGACAGAGCCGACGCCGAGAACCAGUUAAAGAGUCUCCUGGCGAAGUUCCGCAUCAGCUACGCGUCGCUGACUCUCCUGAGCGGCGUGGGCGACACGCCCGCGCCCGCCACUUGGGACCUGUUCCACUCGCUCAUACACCGACAUGCGCCGAGUAGAGAGUGUUUGGUAAACGAGGCUGAUCUGACGCGAUGGGAAGCGAAGACGAGCCGACAGCUGCGCCUGCGCGAACUACUGCUCGAGAACUCGAGCAAGUCUUCCUUCGUCGUUAUGAACCUGCCCGUGCCUAGAGAAGGCCUCCCGGCGCCUCUCUACAUGGCGUGGCUGGAGAUGCUGAGCCGGGACAUGCCGCCGAUGCUGUUCGUGCGAGGCAACGACCAGCCAGUACUCGCACAUGAGGCUUAGUCAAUGAAUCCAACCGUAAACUGUAAUGUAAGCGUACUCUCUGUCUGAGUCGGAAAUCACAAAAAAAAUGUAAUUUUACUAGCCUGAUAAUAAAAUUAUAAUUAAAUGAUAACUUGAAAGUCUAAACAGACAGCUUAUUUGAGAGGCAUAAAUAUUGCGAAUUAAAAAACAUCCUUGUGAUACCACUCGCUGGUCAAUCUAGCAUAGGUAGUCAGGACUACGACUGACCAGGAACAACUUAUUUUUUUUUUUAAUAUGUUAUUGAUUGAUAUGAUAUUAGAUACAUAAGCGUGUGCGAGUAUUUAUCAAUAUUAUUGAAAAAUAUAAAUAGAAGAUAAAAAAUAUAAUAAGACAAUGAAUCCAAAUCUAAACUGAAGCUAACGUAUUGAGUGGAAUAGUAUUGAUGUGUACUUUACUGAUCAAAAAAUGCGCGGUCAUGCCAAGUUCUUUCUAGAUUCCUAACUGCUGCCUUGUAGAUUCAAGUUUUCAAUUCGGAAAACAUGAAUCUAGAAGACUUGGCAAAGAGUAACGUAAGAGGCAUGGUUUGAGUAUUUUUUAUUAUUUUCCGUCCGAUAAAAAAAUUGUUCUAUGGAAAUAGUAGUCAGUCGAGACAAGUGCGUCCAUAGAGGCAAUUGCGCCGACUGACUUUACCUGCCUAGUAAUCUGUGAUAUAAAAUAAAUGAACUGUUAAAUGCUUUGCAAAUUGUGAUAAAUAAAACUACAUAAGUUCAAUA